AUGCGACCCUUUGUGGGCCUCGCAGGCCUGCUGCUCGUUGUCGCUCCUACCGUACUCGCUCAAAUCGAGAACGCACCCGACCUGUCCACUGUCACGCAACCAGGAGGCGACGCAGCGACAAACACAGCCGAGACCUCCGCCGCCGAGACAUCACAAGCAGCGGCUUCAGAAGCUGCAACCACAUCGCAAGCCGCCACGUCCGAGACCACCGAGGCCGCAUCAACAGGAGAUGCGCCCUCUAGUACGGCUGCCCAGACAGGGUCUACGAGCGUCUUCAAUCUUGUAGGUGCGCCAACACUGGCCGGUGUCGGUAUCCCGGAUGUCAAAGUCCCAGACACAGCCGGUGCUGCCUUUAUGCAAAAGUCCGAUCUUCCAGAUGGAACCGUCUUCAUCUGCGUCGGUGCUAUUCUCGCCUUCUUCGGUGCGGCGGUGUUGGCGUGGCGCGGUCUCGUUGCGUGGUCGUUGCAUCGUUCUGUCAAGCGGGCGGCCAUGGCUCAGAACAUGGCUGAUAUCAAGGCCAUGUCAGCAGUGCCUGGUAAGAAGCGGGGAAUGUACAAUGUGGUCGGAGCGAGUUCGACCAUGUCUCUGGAUCACCUAAACGCCGCCCCCAUUGGCAAGUCGUCGAAAGCUUUCGCUGGUGCGCCUGCAGCACAGAAAUCGGCAUCGUCCUUGUUCUUCUCUCCAACUGCAGGUGGUGCCGCCGGUUUGCGGGAUUCUGUAGCGGCCCGAUCUUCUACCUAUCUUCCUGCAGGAUACUACGCAUCUGGUAACGCAGCCCCUGCUGCUGGAUCACCACAGAUGUACAUUGGAGGCCAGAACCCCAAUAAUCUCUCAGCGCUCUCCCUCUCCACCCCAGGAAACCGAUUUAGCGCAAGAUCUGGUAUGUCACCGCCGGAAUCGCCAUCACUGCCACCGUCACGCGGAGGGUAUGCUCGCGCGCCACCAUCACGAGACGGCCUAUCUGUAUACAACCGUAACAGCGUUGCAACUCUCGGCCAACCCGGUAAUACGAGAAGCAUCUACGGCCAAGACGGCCACGCCGUAAGCCAGUUGUCGCUGAAUGUACCUGGCGGCACGAAUGUCCCUGGCGGCCGCACUCCCAGUGGUUAUCUAGACGAUCUAUUCGAGAACCACGGCAACGGAUCAAGAGAACGAUUCUAG
Alternaria burnsii is the source of this 1161-nucleotide messenger RNA. RefSeq lists its product as uncharacterized. The transcript has a single exon. The coding region runs from base 1 to 1161 and encodes 386 amino acids. The record is from RefSeq and is a predicted model, not a curated record. Lineage: Eukaryota; Fungi; Ascomycota; Dothideomycetes; Pleosporales; Pleosporaceae. Gene Ontology annotation, cellular component: fungal-type vacuole.